Molecule: messenger RNA, 5690 nt
Organism: Spodoptera litura
Lineage: Eukaryota; Metazoa; Arthropoda; Insecta; Lepidoptera; Noctuidae
Source: RefSeq, a predicted model, not a curated record
UUGACAAUAUGACAGAAAGAAAUAAUCAUUGAGUCGGUGUUUUCAUAUUUUUCGCAAAUUAAUGAAAAUAUUGCAAUUUCUCGACAUAUAGACUAUAUUCAUUGUAGUUUAUUUAAAAUGCAGUGUCUAUUGCUCUGACUAAAAGGUUAUAAUGUCUACAUCAAGCAAUAUUUCGCAGUCGACUUAUUCCCCAUCAGAACCAGAAACUCCCCAAAGUACUGCACAAAGCAGAAUUCAAAAUUUUGACCAAUCACUGAAUCAUGCUGAUCUUGGACUGAGUAUUGAACAGUCUAUGAAGAGUGCUCAAAAAGAAAUGCAUCAAAAACGAAUUCAAGCCUUGAGAACUGAACUUGAGUAUCUAAAAGCCACUGAAUGGGAAUUUGAGUAUGACAAAGGAUUUGUUCAGUAAUAGACUGAUAUAAUUGGAGUUUUUUAAUAUACAAGAAUAAAAGAAAAAACAAUCAAGAUGGUUUUCUCACUUAUAAAGUCAGUUUAUAAUUAUUUUUUUGCCAAAUCAUCUUUUGAGGAAUAUGAUCGGGAGAUGGAAAUUUAUUUAGCCGAAGAGCUGACAAAACUAGAAUUCGAUGAGGAUGAUGAUAUUGUGCAAAGAACAGAGCCUGAUCAUAAUCCCAGUGAUUGUUUUCAAAGGACUGGAAUAAUAAGUUACAUCAGCGAGAAUGCAAGCUAUGUGCUUAUUGAUGGAAUGUUCUAUUUCAAUAUGGAGGGGUGCUCAAUCCACCUAGGUCUAAACGACAAGGUUGUGUAUUUGUGCUACAAGGAUGCGCAAGAAUCAAUAGUUGUUGUCCGGAUACUACAAAAUCUAGGAGAACAUUGGGGGGACUUUGAAGUUGAUGUUGAUGAGCGUGGUUUUCCAGUUAGAGAGCAUGUUAUUGUAGGUGAAGUAGAAUAUAGACAGGACCGACUGGUGAUUAUAAAAGAUACUGAUCUCACAUUCAGUCUGGACAAGGUGGUUGCAACUUUUGUGCCCGUACAGGGAGACUUAUUAGAGCUGAUGUGCAAAGUAAAGUAUGAUGAAGAUAACCCUUCAGAUGUAUCCACCAACCAGGCACAAGAAGAAGAAUUUAGAGAAGAAAUAGAUUGUUUAAAGGUCAAGAAACAAGUAAGAAAAAGAAGUCAGCUACGAUCUCUAAAUCCAUAUUUAGAUGAGAAAAAUAUCCUCAGGGUGGGCGGUCGUUUGAGACAUGCCAAUUUACCAAACGACGCGAAGAAUCCUAUAAUAUUAGGCAAGACAAACCCUCUAACUAAGUUAAUUGUUGCUAAUGCACAUCAUAAAACACUGCAUGGCGGAGUCCAGUUGAUGCUUUGUUACCUACGUCUCAAAUACUGGAUUGUACGAGCUAAAUCACUGGUCAAACAACAUGUGCACAAAUGCAUGAAGUGUGCUCGUUUCAAUGCAACAACCAAAGCACAAAUAAUGGGUGACUUACCUAUAGAAAGAGUUACGCCUACGAGACCGUUUCUGCACAGUGGUGUGGAUUUCGCAGGACCGUUUCAAACACUAGUGUCUAAAGGCAGAGGAAACAAAACAACUAAAACAUAUAUUGCAAUAUUUAUAUGCAUGUCCACAAAGGCAAUCCACAUAGAAUUAGUGGGAGGUCUUACCUCAGAAGCGUUCAUCGCAGCAUUUAGACGUUUUGUUGCCAGGAGAGGUAAAUGCAGUCAUCUGUGGAGUGACCGAGGUAAAAACUUCGUGGGAGCAGGUAGAGAACUUUAUGAGUUAUGGAAUGAAGCACAGAUGACAACAGAAAUAGCAAAUACACUAACUGCCGAUGGCACUCAAUUCCACUUUAUUCCACCAUACAGCCCGAAUUUCGGAGGAUUGUGGGAAGCAGGCGUUAAAUCAAUAAAAUACCAUCUGAAACGCAUAAUAACUACUAACUUCACGUUUGAGGAAUUGACGACGAUAUUGUGCCAGAUAGAAGCCUGCCUUAACUCACGACCCUUAUGUCCUAUCGAUGAUACUGACUCAGAAAACGUAAAUCCAUUAACUCCUGGACAUUUUUUGAUAGGGGAACCACCUAUAGUGGUACCCUCGCCUGAUUUUCAAGCUGUGAAAAUGCAUAAUUUGACACGUUGGCAACACGCACAGAAGCUCCUGAACGAUUUUUGGCGUCGAUGGCAAGAAGAAUAUCUGACUAGACUUCAGCAGCGUCCUAAAUGGAUGAAGAAGGAGAAAGAAUUUUCAAUAGGCGAUAUUGUGUUGAUAAAGACUGAUAAUCUGCCACCCGGAAAAUGGUUUUUAGGGCGAAUUAUAGAAAAACAUCCAGGCGCAGAUGGUCAUACCAGAUAUUUUUUACAGGCUUUUAUUGAAGUCAUAGAGAGUAACCAAGGUUCCUGCACAUGGAGAGUUCUAAAAAUGGAAAUAACAGAUAAAGCAAAAGUUGUACAAGAAACUAAUGAAGUUGAGGACAUAGAAAAAAAUAGUCUAGAGAUUGAAGCAAAUAAUAACAUAGAGGUGACUUACCCUUUAAAGUUUGACAAUGUCCGUUUCCAUGAGAGGCCUCAAAUAACACUGUCCAUUACGAACAAAAAUAGCCAACCAAUAACCAUGUUCAAGUGGAUGGUACUUUGCAGAAAAAAGGACUCACAAAUAACCAUGUAUCCAGUAUUACCAAAGUACACCAAACUGUAUCCCAACGAACCAUUCAAUAUAACAAUUGAUUGCCAUCCAAAAUUUUAUGGCAAAUCAAAAGAACAUGUGAUAAUUACAUUCAAAGGAUUUAAAGUUGAAAGAUUAAUUGAAAUAAAUGUAUUAAGUGAGUUAUCUUCAAGUGAAGAUGCUAACUUUAAGUUUAAAAGAGAAUGUAACACCAGGACCGGAUUUAAAAGAGGAGAAGUCAAUUACAUACCUGGAAUACGAUUAGCUAAGAAUCCUAACUUUAGAACUGUAAGAAUGGGACAAUAUAAUAUACCAGAGAAAGUUGAGUCUGCUAUUAUGGGCGACAAUGAGAGAUUAACCCGGAAAGACGUUUUACAAAAAAUUGAAUACAGUUUUCCUUGUCUCAUUCAAAAUUUGAAUGUCUCAAACUAUGUGGACAAAUGGCAUACAUUAUUGUACAUGGAAGAAAUUAAAGCAACAAUUAAUGUUAAAAGUUUCAACUUAUCAUCCACGUUUUUACUUAGAAGUCAAGAAUAUCUAAGCCUUGAAAUUAAAAAGUUGGCUGAAAGGAGACCCUCUCUAAUUGUUGGUGACAAGGUUCUAGUUACUGAUAUAUGGGAUGAAAAAUCUUAUACGUACGAAGGCUUUAUCCAUGCUAUUCGAGGAGAUCAAGUACUAUUUAAGUUUAAUCCUAGAUUUCACGAAUCUUACAGAGGAAGUGAUGUUUCUGUAGAAUUUUGUCUUAGCAGAGCUUCAUUCAGAAAAUUACACCACGCCAUCAGCAAGGCCCUCUCGACACUAGGAACGGAUGUCUUGUUCCCCUCCCGCCUAAUAUGGCGCCCAUCCCAAUUACCUUUGGAAAAAAUUAAUAAUUUGCAAUGGUUCAAUCCAAACUUGAACUAUUAUCAAAAAAAGGCUAUAACAAACAUCCUAAUGGGGGAAUGUCGUCCAAUGCCCUAUUGCAUAUAUGGCCCACCAGGCACUGGAAAAACUGUCACUGUUGUAGAAGCUCUAUUACAGAUAAUCACGCUUAUACCUGACAGCAGAAUUUUAGUUGCAACACCGUCAAAUAGUGCUGCAAAUUUGAUCACAGAAAGAUUGUUACAAUACAGAAAAUUGUUUUCAAGUUCUGUUAUCAGACUAAUUGCAAACUAUAUGGUAGAUUCUGAAAACAUUCCAGACGUAGUCAAACCAUACUGUGCAGUUUUAAAUAUAGCUAGAGAAAAUACGUCAAUGUCAAAUCAUGCCAUUGUUGAUAACGGCAUUAAUAUGAAUGUACCGUCAUCCUAUGUGGGGCGAUAUCGAGUUACUAUUGCGACAUGCAAUUGUCUCGGGACGCUUGCGUUGAUGGAGUUACAUAAAGGACAUUAUACACACGUAAUCGUAGAUGAGGCAGGGCAGGCUAUAGAACCCGAAAUUAUGAUCCCCAUGACUUUCGUAAACAAAGAUAGUGGACAAAUUAUUCUGUCUGGUGACCCAAUGCAACUUGGGCCAAUUGUGUUGUCUAGCUAUUGUAAAGAAUACGGUAUGGAUAAAUCAUAUUUGUCUAGACUGCUUGAAACAUUCCCUUAUCAAAAGGACUUUGAUGCCUUCGAAAACGGAUUUAAUGAAAAAUUGGUGACUCGACUGUCUGAAAAUUAUAGAUCUUUACAAGAAGUCAUAAAAUUGCCUAGUGAAAUGUUUUAUGAUGCAUCUUUAGUGUCUAGAAUUGACCGAAAUGCUCCGUUCGUCACGAAAAUUAUCGACGUUGUGUCAGAAAUAUUUGAAAUGCCCGAAGAUUCUAAAGCAGGCGGGAUCUAUGUGCACGGCGUUAAAGGAAAUAAUGCACGAGCAGUGGAUAGUCCUUCCUGGUAUAAUCCCGAAGAAGCUUCUAUGGUCGCAUUGACUGUUUGUAAAUUGUAUAAGAGUAAUAUAUCACCAGAUGAAAUUGGAAUAAUUGCACCCUACGUUGCUCAGAUAAGACAUCUACGGCGUUUAUUUGAGCACAUGCAUUUGGAACGUCCUAAAAUCGGCACCGUUGAAGAAUUCCAGGGUCAAGAAAAGUCACUUAUAAUAAUAUCUACAGUAAGGUCAUCUAGCAACCUUAUUGAAGACGAUCUACAACACUCAUUGGGAUUUGUUCAGAAUCCAAAAAGGUUAAAUGUUGCGCUAACGCGAGCACAGGUAGCAGUGGUGUUGAUUUGCGAUCCAAAUUUGUUGUCACAUGAUCAAAAAUGGAACAAAAUCAUAACUGAAGCCAUCAAGGAAAACAAAUACAUGGGAUGUGGCUUUACUGCUUGUAAGGAGGUAGAAGAAUGAGUCGAAGAAUGAACAUGAAGUUUUCAUGAAUGUUUUUUAUAUUUACUAUCUUUUUUUAAACAAUAGAGUACUUAGUCGCAACUGAUUAUGAUCGCAUGUAUGAUUAGUAGAUGUAUAAAUGUAGAUUUAGAUUUCCUGUGUAGUUUGUACUCCCAUUUUUAUGGGUCCUGCUGUUUAUUCUCAAGUUAAUUAAAAGAAAUUGAAAUGAUAAGUAUGAACCGCUCUUUAGUCCCAUGGUGUAUAUUUAAUAGUUACACGAUGUGUAGACUUGAUUUGAGUACAAGUUAGUUGGGCUCAUCUUGAAUCAAGGUUAUAUUAUUAAACGGUUUUAUUUAGCUUUCCCAUUUUGUUUGUUUGGGUUAUAUUCAUUAAAUCUCAUGACUCUGACUGACUCUCAUUCUAUCAAUCUUGAUGACCGUAUGGUCUAUAAUAGGUACAUAUGCAUCCUUUAUGAUUGAUGAUUGUAAAUCUAAGAUGGCCACCGAUACAAAACAGCGGAUUAUACUCAUGUUUUUUCCACAUCUACCUUCUUAUUGAAUGGACAUCAAAUAGAAGGGCUUUGAUACAAUUAAACCGAUAAAAACCGUCUAACAUCUAUCUAUAUAAAUAAAAAUGAAUUUCCUUUUGUCAGUCUCCCUAAAACUCGAAAACGGCUGGACCGAUUUUGCUAAUUUUUGUUCUUGAAAAUAAAUGUUCGUGGAAGUCCAGGGAAGGUUUAAAAAACGAGAAAAAAGAAAUCCGACGGUGUUCAAUGUUUGCCGCGUCAGCUAGU